AGAUAAUUAGUGAAAAGGUUCUACAGUUCAAAAUGAAUACUCCAUCACCCAAUGUAAGGCUGACCAGAAUUUCCGCAUUGACUUUCCGAGGACGUCAAAUUCUGCUGCAGAGGAUAAAUUGCGUGUGUCGAGGGCCUUGUUUACUUCAAUCCUCUGUUUCUCUGGUCGAGAUUUUUGCUAUUUGGUGUAUUUUUCGAGGGUUCAUUGCUUGGGAUGGCUGAAUAGUAUUCGAUUAUCACAAUCUGUUGAGAGCGUACCGUCUUAAUUAUCAUCUUCCAUUGAUCGCUUCUUCUUCUUCGACGCGUUUCCCUUGCAGAUCGUUUCUGACAAGUCGCGACGCGUGGAAUGUCCAUGAUCUAAUUGAAAGGGGAAUAUUCAUGUGUGAAAUCAGCUUGAAUUUCAUUCAAAAUUAGUUGCCUUUAGAUUGGGGAAAAUCUUUUGCAGAACCAGAGAAUUAACUACCGUGAUUGGAUGCAAGUGUGAGAGAAAUCAGUCGAAUCUCCAGUUAUGACCUGCCUUUCUUAUUUGUGUUGUCGAAGAUCGGCAGCAACCGAAGAUUCAGAACUUCAUGAUGUUGGAUUACACGCGGAGCUCUCAGGAGUCCCCAAUGUCAAUCUUUACUCAUACAAAGAACUGAGGAUCGCUACGAAUGAUUUCAGUCCUGCAAAUAAAAUUGGGGAAGGAGGAUUUGGUUCUGUUUUCAAGGGAAACCUCCGGAAUGGGGAAGUGGCAGCCAUAAAGGUUCUCUCAGCUGAGUCGAAUCAAGGAGUGAAAGAGUUCUUGACAGAGAUUCAAGUGAUUUCAGAAAUCGAACACGAAAAUUUAGUGAAGCUUUACGGCUGCUGCGUUGAAGGCCAGCACAGAAUCCUCGUAUACAACUAUCUUGUGAACAACAGCUUAUCGCAAACGCUUCUAGGCGGAGGCCACAACAGCAUCCAUUUUGACUGGAGGACGCGGGUGAAAAUCUGCAUCGGUGUGGCGAAAGGACUUGCAUAUCUUCAUGAUGAAGUUAGGCCGCACAUUAUCCACAGAGACAUCAAGGCAAGCAACAUACUUCUGGAUGAAGACUUGAGCCCCAAAAUUUCAGAUUUCGGUCUUGCUAAGCUCCUCCCCGCCAGCAUGACUCAUGUCAGCACGCGCGUGGCAGGAACAAUAGGUUAUUUGGCACCCGAGUAUGCGAUAAGAGGGCAGGUGACACGUCGAGCAGAUGUUUACAGCUUUGGAGUUCUCCUUAUCGAAAUAGUCAGCGGAAGAUGCAAUACCAAUACACUAUUGCCGGCAGAGGACCAAUAUAUUCUCGAAAGGACAUGGAAGCUUUACGAGAAGAAGGAAACGGUUAUGCUAGUCGACUCAUCACUGGAUGGCGAUUUUGACGCCGAGCAAGCAUGCAGAUUCUUAAAGAUCGGUCUACUCUGCACACAAGAUGCUCCCAAGCUUCGACCGUCUAUGCCAACAGUCGUGCGAAUGCUUACUGGCGACAAAGACGUUGAUAAAAUUAUGGUGUCGCGACCAGGCUUGAUCUCGGAUUUCAUGGACUUGACGACGAAUAGAGGGGCGCCUAAACCCGUGCAGGACAUUAUCAAUUCGUCGAUCGACGACUACUCUUCCAGCAACACGACACGGACUUCGGCACCUUAUUCUCAGGAGAACACCAUGUUCAAUCAGAGCUUGUGAAGUAGUCAGGUUCCGCCAUGGAUGAUUAUUUUGUUUUGAGUUUAAUUUGUCGCUGGCUUUGUUUGAUCUGAAUUGUCUUGUUUCCCCCCUUACUGGUUUGUAUUGCACGUUUGCAUUUGGGGACAUGAAAUUGGCACAUGAUAUGAUGUCA
This is a messenger RNA of Andrographis paniculata, 1825 nucleotides long. RefSeq names its product cold-responsive protein kinase 1-like. The record is from RefSeq and is a predicted model, not a curated record. Gene Ontology annotation, molecular function: ATP binding; protein kinase activity. The coding region runs from base 508 to 1674 and encodes 388 amino acids. Gene Ontology annotation, biological process: protein phosphorylation. The transcript has 8 exons. Lineage: Eukaryota; Viridiplantae; Streptophyta; Magnoliopsida; Lamiales; Acanthaceae.